Molecule: messenger RNA, 1614 nt
Organism: Plasmodium vinckei vinckei
Lineage: Eukaryota; Apicomplexa; Aconoidasida; Haemosporida; Plasmodiidae
Product: conserved Plasmodium protein, unknown function
Exons: 3
Coding region: 1-1614 (537 amino acids)
Biological process (GO): regulation of DNA-templated transcription
Cellular component (GO): nucleus
Molecular function (GO): zinc ion binding
Source: RefSeq, a predicted model, not a curated record
AUGAAUGAAAAUGAACAAAAUGAAAAAUACGCAAACUAUUUGCGAAAUAAAAUUAUAAAAUAUUUUAAUUUAAAAAGUGAAGAUUUAGAAUUGAAAUAUAUCAUAUCAAUAUUAAACAGUACAAAAUAUGAUUUAUAUAGUUCCAUAUAUUUAUUGAAUGAAUCUUUUUUUGAAAGUAAUAAAAAUAAUAAAAUAACAAUAAAUCAUAUUAAAAAGUUUACACAAGAUCUAGUCGAUUCAAAAAGCAAGUUUGUUAUAUCAAAUGCAGUAGAAAAUUGCCAGGUUCAAAAAGUUGGUGAUGUAAAAAGUGGGGGCGGAAAUAAUGACGGCACAUGCACUGAACUAAAAAAUAAAUCUAUACACAACUCGAUAGAAUCCAUUUUUAAAAAAUAUGAUGGGCAACCACGUCAUGACAAAGGGAAUGAAAAUGACGAGAAAAUAUCUAAAGGAAUCAAUAGUAAAAAGAAAGAUAAACAAAAAAAUUAUAAUACAAAUAUCGAACAUGUAAACAUUUCGAAAGGAGAAAAAAUACAAAAUAAAACAAAUCUAAAUGAAACGGAAGCAGACAAAAAAUUAUUUUUUGAUAAGCUACAUAACAAAAAUGUAAAAAAUAGUACAGAUGAAACAAAACCAAAGGAAGAUGAACAUAACAAGACAAUUAGUAAACAAACAGAAGAAAAAAAAGAAACAGAUUAUUUCUCUUUUUUUAAUAGAAAAGAAAAUCCAUAUUCGUUAAAAGAAAUUAUUGAACUUAUUGAUAAUGAGAAUGUAGAAAAAGAUAAUGAUAAUGAUAAAAUUAGUCAAAAAAAAAAAAAAAAAAAUAUUCAAAUUUGUACAUGUAAUGGGAAAAAUCAUAAAAUAUAUGCAAACUGUCUUAUAUGUGGCAAAUUAUUUUGCUCCAAAAUUAAAUUUAAAAAUUGUAUAUUUUGUGAUAACCCUUUAUAUGAAUCUGAUAUUAUAAAUACUUUAUUUUCAUCAACAAAAUUAGAAACUAAAACAAACAAAAUAAUUACAAAUAUGAAAAAUUCAAAUCCCUUUCUCUACAAAUAUUACUUUGACCCACUUAAUAAUAAUUUAAAAAAAGCCAUUAGUAUGCGAAACACAAUGUUAAAAAAUUCUAUAAAUGAAGAUAAUACAAAAAUAAUUGAUGACAGUAUAGAUUGGUUUGAGGAUGACAUUAAAAACACACUCAACAUUCAGGAUAUUCAUUUUUCAUGUUAUGAUGAUGAUACAAAAAAUGAGAUAGUAAACAAAUAUUACGACAUAUUCAAAAAAAAAAUUACCGAUAUAAAUAUCGACAUUGAUUUUAAAAACCUUAAAAUAAGUGAAAAUGUGGAUUAUGCGAAAAUAAAAGAAUUUAGUGAAUACUUAAAUGAGCAUGAAAAAGAAUAUCAAGAAAGAAAAAAAAAAUUAUCAGAGGGCACACCCCAUAAUUAUUUAAGUAAUAAAGAAAAAAGAUAUAUAAGUUAUGUUAAUGAUUUAUGUAAAAUGUUUUUAACAAAUGACACAACAAAAGAAGAUACAAAUUUACUUAAAUCCAAAAAAGUUAUUCCCAUUAUGGAAAAGAAAAAAUAUAAAUAUAAUGUGUUAAACAUAAGUGAUGAUGAAUAUUAG